AUGCUUAAAAUCAUUUCAGAUGUCAAGAGCGAUGUCAAAGUAUUGACCAACAAUCAAGAUGACAAGUCAAGGGAGGCGUGGAUGAGGGCGCCGGCUGGGGCUGUCACUGUGAAGAGUGGUGAAGAUGCUCUGCUGACUUGUGUGGUACUCGGAGCUAGGGAAAGACCAGUAAUAUGGAAGAGAGCGAGAGAUCACCAAGUAUUGACGGCGGGUAACCUGAGGGUGACUCGUGAUGAUAGGGUGCAAGUGUUGCAUGAUGAUUCUGAAGAGCCCCUCCAAGGCCCAGGCAUCACAAAAGGCGGGGACGUGUGGGCGCUCGUCAUAAAAACCGUGAAAGCAUCAGACGCCGGAAUGUACGUGUGUGAAUUAAACACAGAACCUCCUGUCAGAAGUUUCCACAAAUUGACUGUUAUUUCAAGAGGCCUAACUCCACCAGAGAAUCAAAAUACCACUGAUAGCUACUCCGCUAACGUACCUACACUGUCAUCGAUAGCAUUCUCGCAUAAUUAUACUGAUUGUUGUUUAUCUGCGAAUGUAACAAAAAGCUGUUUGGGCUACUGCAGUAUACAGUCUAUUCUGGAUGGGCCUGGUCAAGAUCCAGAAGCUUGUCAAACUGACUUCCCGUCAAUAGUAAAAUGCAUGGCGGAUGGCCGUAAUCAUGUUCCAUGCUGUGUCCAAGAGCAUAUUCCUGAUAUAUGCCAAGACGUAUGUAGAGGAGAGUACUCUCCCGUAACUGAUAACAUUAAAACCCACUACUCUUGCGCAGCUUCAAUGGACAAAACUUUAGCUUGCAUCGUUGAAGGAAUAGAACUCCUACCAAGUCAACCAGAAGACGUAGAAGUGGAGCCUCUAAAUGAAAAACAACUAAACGUCUCAUGGAACCCACCAACAGAAAACACAGAAUCUGUCACUGAAUAUAUAGUAAAUGUGACAACCUUGCGAUCCUUUGAUGCCCAUUUAAUAGAUCCUUCCGAGAGUUCUCUAAAGAAUAUAAGCGUCAAAACUAAUACACAAAAUUUCAAAGUACCAUCAAACAAAACUUUUCUAGUUAUAAAUGACCUACUUCCAUUUACAAUGUAUGAGAUUACAGUGACGUCAUAUAAUAUACACGGUUCGAGUUUACCUAGCUACGGGAUAAGGUCAUUGACCCUUACUCCCGGUAAGAUGAGGAACACAGAAGUAGCCGCAGCCCCAAAACUACCCGAUGUUAAAGGUUGUUGCGUUAAAGCCGGUAUCAAUCAUUAUGGAUGCGUGGACAAACUUUGUGACCCAACCAAAACCUUUGAGAUUGCGUUCGUCGGUUCUAACCACCAGUUGCAGGUGACAGAUCUCAUGAUCUGCGCUCCAUGGGCCGGGAUAACAUUCGGAUGUCUCGCCAAUGGCAUGGACCAUUCCCCUUGUUGUCGAGCUAGAGGAUUACCAGACACUUGUCUUCCAUUGUGCAGUGGAAACAUCACAACGUUGGAUUUCAAUCACUUUAAGUGUCUUCGUUACAUGACUGCGUACACAAAUUGUCUUUUACAAGGCUACGGAGUAUUACCAGGUCCUCCAUCACGUCUUCACCUGACUAACAUUGACACAGACUACGCUGUUGUGCACUGGGCACCGCCUGCAGUACUGGCCGACACUGUUCAGUAUUACCACCUGCAUUUCAAAUCUCUACAGUCUGAAGAAGAUUAUAGGACAUUGGAUAAAGUGCAGUCUCCAUACAUUCUUGAAAAUUUAGAAUCAAACACAGAUUACGAGAUCUAUGUAGAAGCAGUGAAUGAGCACGGUGUUGGAGAAUCAUCGCCUCGACUUAUAUUUAGGACACAGAGUCAGAUGAUAGAAGAAGAGGAAGAGAACGCUCUUGCUUACAACGUGACAGCAUGUUGUUCGAACGUUGACGUUUCAUCUGUGUGCAUGCCGCUUUGUGCGUACGACGCACGCAUGUCCGAUCUGCGCUCACUAGCGCCACUCUGUGAUCGGGACUUCCCCAAAAUUGUUAGAUGUGGGGCUGGUGGUCGAAAUCACGAGAAGUGCUGUGCUAGACGAGGUGUGCCACGUGCCUGCAGCUCUGUGUGCACAGGAGCAGCACAAGUUUCGUUAUUUUACUCCUGUGUCGCAUACAUCGGAAACGUUGUGCAGUGCUUUGAGGAAGGUACGGGUACAUUACCUGGUCCACCACGUGAAGUACACGCAGUGAUAUCAAGAGAUAAACUAUUUUUGGACUGGUCGCCACCAGCUGAUGGUGCUAACGCUACUUCAUAUGUCGUGCAUUGGCAGAAAGUCGGGAACAACACCCAGCCUUACUAUUACAACACUUUACAAUUGGACAACAAAAUUAAUGUGACCGAGACCAUGGCACGGAUCGAAAAUUUGGAGGUGAACAGCUCAUACCACAUGUUUGUGGUGGCAGUCAACGAACAUGGAACCUCUCUACCAUCUAGCAUGCUGCUCAUCAAUAUAACUAAUGACGGAGAGAACAAAGAGGUAUCCGGUAUUCCAUCUCCUCCUCACUCACUCUCUGUUACGUCUCACUCAGCCACAUGGUUGGCUCUGAGCUGGCAACCGCCACAAUUCUCCCUGCCAGAUGAAAAAAUAUCUUAUACAUUGUACGUCAAAACGCCGUCAAACCAGUCCAACACAACUAAGAUCACUACAUCAGUGACUGGCCAUACGCUUGAGAAGUUGUCUCCUAACACCCAGUAUGUAGCGUGGGUAGUUGCGACUGCCGGAGCUGGUAGUUCUCCUCCUUCAGAAACUUUAUUAGCUUGGACUGACCCAGCGUACCCCGCUUUCGUUGAGCCUCCAACAAUCAACCCAGUUAACCUUGUAGUCGAAGGAUCUAGCAUGACCAUUCUUUGUAUUGCCAUGGGAACACCAACGCCCACCAUAUCGUUAUACAUUUCGGGUCACCUCGUCCGUCAAGAAGUCACCCGCCAUAUGGUAACAGUCGUCCACAACGUCACCAGAGAUAUGGAACUGAUAUCAUGUUACGCGGAUAACGGGUACGGCACCCCGAUGCAGGCGUCUCGGAAAAUCAAUAUAUCACACAUACCUACAAUCCAAGCGUCAGGUAUUACUAUGGCUGCGGCGGGUGACUCUGUUAUACUAGAAUGUCGUGUGGAAGCGCUCCCAAAACCUACUAUUGCUUUCUGGAGGGAUCCUAAUGGAAGAACACCGGUCAUUGAUGGACCAAAUUACACGAUACAACUACUUGCGGAUCCAGAGGAGAAAACAAAAUAUACGAUGCGAUUAAUAAUAAAGAAGAUAACGGAAACUGAUGAAGGAGAUUACUUCUGUCACGCGGAAAAUGCAUUUGGCAAAACACUACGCCCUGUGUCGGUACGACUAAGAGCAACCGGUCCACAUCACAACGUCACUGAAUGCUGCACACAGAUGAACGUUUCAUCGUCAUGUAUCGACGCGUGCAGUUUUCACUUGGACAUGGAUAACAUCAUGGACCGUCCUGAAUGCAUGAACGAUUUUGAUAAACUCAUGAAAUGUGCUGCUGAUGGAUCAGAUCACCGCAGUUGCUGUGCUUCCUGGGGCGUUCCACGGAACUGCCUGGAACUUUGUCGCGGUGGUUCCUUCUCCAAGAUAUGCGCUCUUCAACAUGCAAGACGGGCCUUGGCUUGCUUUAGAGACUCUGGUGCUAAACUACCAGGUCCACCAAGAAACUUAAAGGCACAUGCUGCCCCUACACCAAAUACUGUGCUGCUAAGCUGGGAGCCGCCCCUAAAGAAUCCGCAAACCGUGUAUCUUUAUCGUGUCUUCUGGCGAGCGUAUGGUGCCCAAGCCCCUGAGAAAUUAGACACAAGUGAAACCAGCGUAGUACUGACCGGUCUGCAGGAUGAUGUGCGUUACGAAUGUGUGGUGAAAGCUGCCAAUGAUGCAGGUACAUCAUCUCUCAGCCAGUCAAUCAUGUUUACGACUGCUGGCCAGGAGACGGGGGCGUCAGCUUCUAAAGUGUCGACUUCUGGAACAGCUUCCGCAGUUGGAGUAGCGGUGGCUUGUAUUCUAGUCGUUGCCAUAUUAUUAGCCGCUGGACUUUAUUACAGACAUAGAAAGAAUCUUAGACUAAAGGCUCAAGGAGGAGUUGCCUUCGAAAACCCAAGCUACCUCAGAGAACCAAAUCCUGAUAGCGUUGUCAAUGGUACUAUACCUAACGGAAUUACCAACGACAAUAUGAACGUCAUUGGCAACGGUAUAUCAACGAGCACAGCAUGGAGACAAGAGACCCAGACGCCUGGUAGUACGAUCCCACAGCGGGAGGUGGAUCCUUCAUUGUAUGAAGAACUAAAACUCGGCCACGACGGGGCGGGCUUCAAGAGACUGAAGUAG
Molecule: messenger RNA, 4326 nt
Organism: Danaus chrysippus (African queen)
Lineage: Eukaryota; Metazoa; Arthropoda; Insecta; Lepidoptera; Nymphalidae
Source: the annotation of a GenBank genome assembly